Staurois parvus is the source of this 385-nucleotide messenger RNA. NCBI's taxonomy places the organism in Eukaryota, Metazoa, Chordata, Amphibia, Anura, Ranidae. The record is from the annotation of a GenBank genome assembly.
GAAGCAGUCUGCAUGCCUAGGGGCUUGAUUGUAUACACCUGUGUCCAUGGAGGGGGAGGGGAACACCUGAAUCACAUGAUUGGGAGGGGAAUGGAGCACCUGAAUCACCAUGAUUGGAAGGGGAUUGGAACACCUGAAUCACAAGAUUGGGAGGGGAUUGGAACACCUGAAUCACAUGAUUGGGAGGGGAUUGGAGCACCUGAAUCACAUGAUUGGGAGGGGAUUGGAACACCUGAAUCACAUGAUUGGAAGGGGAUUGGAACACCUGAAUCACAUGAUUAGGAGGGGAUUGGAGUACCUGAAUCACAUGAUUGGGAGGGGAUUGGAACACCUGAAUCACAUGAUUGGGAGGGGAUUGGAACACCUGUAUCACAUGAUUUGGAGG